Messenger RNA from Emiliania huxleyi CCMP1516, 612 nucleotides. RefSeq lists its product as hypothetical. Bases 1 to 612 code for a protein of 203 amino acids. Gene Ontology annotation, molecular function: ATP binding; protein kinase activity. The transcript is spliced from 7 exons. Lineage: Eukaryota; Haptophyta; Isochrysidales; Noelaerhabdaceae. Gene Ontology annotation, biological process: protein phosphorylation. The record is from RefSeq and is a predicted model, not a curated record.
AUGGGUAGCCUUGUUCCAGCGCGCCACCCAAACAUCGUCGGCUACUACGACUACUUCACGCGGCUACACGACGGCGAGGAGCUCCUCUGGAUCGGCGCGCCCCUCAGCGAGGCGGAGGCGGCGUUGGUGCUGACCGCGCUGCGCUACCUCCACGUCGAGUUGCGCGCGCUCCACCGCGACGUCAAGGCGGCCAACGUGCUCCUGACCGCCUCGGGCGCCGCCCGAGCGAACUCGAGCGCACUCGUGUGGACGCUCUCCUCCAGAGAUCAGCGAGGCGACUCACGCACGCCGCAUUGGAUGGCGCCGGAGGCGUUUGCGGCUGUUGACAUCUGGGGGGUUGGCAUCACUGCCAUCGAGCUGAUGUCGAUGAAGCCGCCCUGGUCCUCCCUCUCCUCCGUCUUCGACAUCAUCCUCGCCAUCGUAAACAACCCGCCGCCCGAGGCGGAGGGCUCGCCCGUGCUGCGCGACUUCGUGAGGUGCGCGCUCGUCAAGGACGCCGUCGCGCGCCCCUCGGCCGACGUGUUGCUCAAGCACAAACUCGUCGCCGGCGCGCGCAGCGACGCGCUUGCGGCCGUCGUCAAGAAGGGGGCGCCCAAGAUUGGCGCGCUCUAG